AUGGCUCUGUACUGGCUUAAGGAGCUUCUUGUCUUCCACCUGCUGGCAUGGUCCACGGACCCCUAUCCCCCUACUGCUAGCUCAUGUGUUUCAUGGGCUCAUGACCUGGCUCAACUGGCUCAUUGUCUCAACCGGUUCACAGUUCUUCAUGGGAGUUACGAUACUUUGACAUAUAACCAAGCCCAACCAACCCCAUUGGAAAGACGCGACUGGAAUGCUCUGGUCCAGAGUGUCGUGGCUGCAGAAGGCGACUGCCGUGGUGUCGAAAUUCCCGCUUCAUUACGAGCGUUUUAUGGAAUCGAGACGUUCUAUGAUGAUGGAACGCGAUAUUGCCUGCUAGCGGAACAUUCGACCAUGUCGCAACACGCCACGAGGGGCUGGGGAAGCCUUAUCGUACGACCCACAAGCUCCCGAACAAUCCACCUAUCAGCUCCACAUCCUGUCUACGAUACGGGGUCAGUGGAACAAGCAGCUGGUCUGUUCAAGCUUUCCGGAGCAAAAAGCUUACUGCUAUCUGGACGCGCACGGUCCGCCUUCCUUCAGCCUUCGAAUUGUACUUCACCGUCGACUGGGGGACGUUAUUAUUAUCAAACUGACCCAACACACUCGAAGGACGAGCCUUUUGUAGAAGCUAGUAUUGCGAUUCAUUCCUGGCAGACUAGCCACGGUGGCUGCCCCAAUGAUUCGUGCGCGUUUAUCCAGAUUCACGCCAAGUCCCAAUGGACCUGCGUGGAAGACCAAAUCUUCCUCUCGUCAGGCCUAGGCAGAAGCAACGCCUCGAUCGAUUGGUACACCGAUUCAACUGACCGUCCAAUCAAACGACUUCAGCAUGAGCUCAGGAAGUCGUUCCCCUCAUGGAACAUUUCGCUUCCUCACGAGAGCAAUUGCGCUCUUAUCGCGAGCAAGAAUGUGUUCGGGCGGUACAUCAAUGGUGUGGAUCGGUCGGACCUUUGUACCACGCCUUCGAAGGUGAAGGAUGUGACGGGAGAGUUUGUGCACGUCGAACAAGCUUUGGAGGCUAGGGCUGACGAGAACAUCGAAGCGUGGGCCAGGGCGCUGAGGGCUGCUUUUCCACCGCCUUCUUCGAGGUUUGGGGAAUCGGAGGCUUCGCGUUCGUGGCUUGGUGCCAUAGCCCGGACAUUGUGGGAGUUACUUUGA
This is a messenger RNA of Coprinopsis cinerea okayama7#130, 1158 nucleotides long. RefSeq lists its product as hypothetical. The transcript has 3 exons. The record is from RefSeq and is a predicted model, not a curated record. Lineage: Eukaryota; Fungi; Basidiomycota; Agaricomycetes; Agaricales; Psathyrellaceae. Bases 1 to 1158 code for a protein of 385 amino acids.